UGUUCAAUGUCAUCGGUUUGUGUGCCUCACUUCUCCUCUCCAUCCCUCCAUCCCUCCAUCCCUCCAUCCCUCCUUCUCCUUCACAGACCACAGUCUCACGCUCCCUCAACAUGUCUGCUGUCUCCCAAGACUUCAGCGCUGAGCCCGUCAGUGGCAAACAGACGAUCCACCAUCCUUUUGCCCCAUUGACGGCUUCGGAGAUAUCCACCACUGCUGAUCUCAUUGCUUCAGUAUGGCCUACCAAGGUUGACCUUCGCUUCAAGACCAUCACUCUCGAUGAACCUCCCAAGAGUCAGAUGAUCCCUUACCUCGAGGCCGAGCACAGUGGUUCCUCGCUACCAUUCAUUGCCCGCAAAGCCUUUGUCUCGUACUACAUCCGCAACACUGAACGGUUCCAUGAAGCAGUGGUAGACCUGUCUGCAGGCAAGGUCGAGAGAAAUGUCCGCCUGGGCAGUAACCUGCAUGGCAAUGCGGACUAUGAGGAGAUUCUCUUGGUUGAGAAGAAUGCUCUCGCGGAUCCAGGCGUCCAGGCCGCCCUCGCCAAGCUGCAAUUACCCGAAGGCACCGUUCUCUGUGCUGACCCAUGGAUUUACGGUUCUGAUGGUGUCAAUGACGACGAAAGAUUGUAUCAAGUCUUCUUGUACAUGAGAGAUCCCGCCAACCCAGGGGAAGCGGAUUCCAACCAUUAUGCAUUCCCUCUAUCCAUCUCCCCCAUCAUCGAAUGCAACAACUAUACCGUCAUUCGCAUUGAGAACAUGCCCACUGGUGCUGACAACACCACCCACGAUCCCGUUCCAUACACAGCAGUUCCACCCAACGAGUAUAUCUCGGAGGCCCAGAAACUACGAACAGACAUCAAGCCCCUACGUGUCCUCCAGCCUGAGGGCGCUUCAUUCACUUUGACUCCCACCGGCGAGACAGGACAUCUGCUCGAGUGGCAAAAAUGGUCCUUCCGUGUGGGUUACAACGCCCGUGAGGGCAUGGUUUUGUAUGAUGUGCGAUACGACUCCCGCCCGUUGUUCUACCGCCUCUCCCUCUCCGACAUGUCGAUCCCCUAUGCCGACCCUCGCCGACCAUACCACAAGAAGCAAGCCUUUGAUCUAGGCGAUGCUGGUGCUGGUGCCAUGGCCAACAACCUGAAGCUGGGAUGCGAUUGUCUCGGACACAUCCAGUACUUGUCGGCGUACAUUGCCGAUGACAAAGGUACGCCCACUAAUCUAGAGAACUGCGUGUGCGUACAUGAACAAGAUGCUGGCAUUGGCUGGAAGCACACCAACUACCGAACCGGACGUGCUGCUGUGGUGCGAAACCGCGAGCUUGUCUUGCAGAGCAUCAUCACCGUGUCCAACUAUGAAUACAUCUUGGCGUUUAUGUUCAACCAGGCCGGUGAGCUCAUUUAUGAAGUGCGCGCCACCGGUAUUCUCAGCACCCAACCUAUCGAUCAUGAUCUCGACAAGGUUGGCGUUCCCUUUGGCACAGUGGUUCACCCCGGUGUGUUGGCCGCGCAUCAUCAACACAUCUUUUCUCUCCGGGUCGACCCUAUGUUGGAGGGUCACAACAACCGUGUCGUGUACGACGAGGCACACGCCAUGCCCAUCGACAAGGACUGGAACCCUCAUGGAACCGGAUACACCGUGUCCGAGACGGUGGUUGAGCAAGCUGGUGGCCUCGAUUUGAACACCAACUUCAACCGAACCUUCAAGAUCCAGAACCCCAGUGUGCGCAACCCUGUUAACAACAAGCCAGUUGCAUACAAGAUCCACGUGCCAGAUUUCCAAAAGAUCCUGGCGCAUCCAUCAUCGUACCAUCACAAGCGUGCCGAGUUCGCCGACCACAACAUCUACGUCACCACCCACCAAGACAAGGAACUGUACUCGGGAGGCUGGUAUACCAACCAAUCUCGUGGCGGCACUGGUGUUCGCAGCUGGGCGGAUCGCAAGGACAAUGUCAAGGACCAGGACAUUGUCGUGUGGGUGCAAUUCGGCAUCAACCAUGUUCCUCGUAUUGAAGAUUUCCCCGUCAUGCCAUGCGAGAUCAUCAAGGUCAGCUUCAAGCCAGUCAACUUCUUUGACAAAAACCCUGCACUGGAUGUCCCUCCUAGUGAGCAGAGCUUCAACCAGAGCACCCUGGUGGCAGAGCGACAUCACCAGCCAACCACUGAGGCUGCUGUGGGUGCUUGCUGUGAGGCACCCGCUUCCAAGAGUCGAUUGUAGAUGCUUCUCGGACGGAAUCUGAAACUAUGUUGCAAGCAUAUUAGUAUGAACUAUUGUCUUUGGAUAUGCAUGUAAAUAUGAAUCAUGCUGUUGA
Exophiala mesophila is the source of this 2307-nucleotide messenger RNA. RefSeq lists its product as uncharacterized. Lineage: Eukaryota; Fungi; Ascomycota; Eurotiomycetes; Chaetothyriales; Herpotrichiellaceae. Bases 111 to 2213 code for a protein of 700 amino acids. The record is from RefSeq and is a predicted model, not a curated record. Gene Ontology annotation, molecular function: primary methylamine oxidase activity; copper ion binding; quinone binding. The transcript is spliced from 3 exons. Gene Ontology annotation, biological process: amine metabolic process.